AUGAAAGCCGAGGCUAAAGAUGGGAACAAAAGUAUGGAUGCGUUGUAUGCACGCCCAGACGUUAUCGUGCAGUCCGACGAAGACGCGGCCAUUGCUGUACGACAAGUUACCAUGACGGGUGUCGUGAGUUCGAAACAGCGACGACUUUUGGACAAUAGAGUAGACGUGGACAUGCCGUCGUAUAAUUCCUGUACGCUGAAAGAAUGCCUUUGUCUUGAGUACAUUGCUGGUUUUCAAUGCCAAUUCGAGCGCAUCUUUCCAACGCGACGAGCACUGUAUCUUAACCCUCCGAACGAAAAUGGCGUACCCAAGUUUGUAUGUACAACGAUCCGACCGACUUUGCUGCCGUAUCGUGAACUGUACGACUGUCAUACGUUAGCUCGGUUUUUGGCUGGAAUGAUUCAGUACGAGCCAUUGGCUAAUCCGUUGAAUCCACCUCUGUAUUUACCAUCACCAACGUUCACACUUAAGUGGCAAGCAGGAGACAGUUUUGACAUGGCAACACUUCUGGCAUCGUUCAUGAUUGGGGCAGGGUAUGAUGCAUAUGUUGUCAACGGAAUUGCUCCAAAAUGGUUAUGUCUAUUGGAUCAGAGCAAAACCCCUUUGCCAGAUUUGCCAGUGGAGAAAGAGCUGCACACACUUUGUGAUCGUAUCAUAGCAAACGAUCGUUUGAAAGCACGAGAGAAUACAAAUCAAGUGCCUUUACGAAGCCGAACAACCUUUACGAGCAAGAUUUUGGAGAAUCAAGAAUCAGAGGUAAAAGAAGUGGACAAUGUUCACAUUGAAGACAACUACAGAGACGAUGGGGAGGAGGAAAAAGACUUCUUGGAAGGAAAGCGUGUACAUGCUUGGGUGCUUGUACGAGCAGGGAGCCGUGAAGUGCCCGAGCACUUUUUCCUAGAACCCUCGACAGGACGAAUGUACGCGCUUGACACCUCGCCUUACAUCUUGAUCGAAAGUAUCUGGAACCAUGAAAAUUACUGGGUCAACAUGCAGCAACAAGCCGUACAUCUGACACGAUUUGACUUGUCAAACUCAAGUGAUUGGGAGUAUGCAAUCUUAUCGAUAGCUGAGCGAAAAGUGGAAGCGGAGGCCGAUCAAGACGCAAAAGGAGGAAGCAACCUCUCGAAUGAUCUAGAGAUUCUGAGUACAAAACUUGAUGAUCAGCUGGGAAUUGAGGCUACAGACAAUGAUCUUAUCCUUGAUAUUCCUCCGUCGUGGGUGCACAAGCUUCAGAUUGAUCGUGCAACAUUCAAGAAGAAGUUUGUACAAAAUAGUCAGCAAAUUACACUUUUUCAUCGUGCUAAAGUGGAAGAAUUUGCUGAAGGCACUCACGAACAGGGUUUGGUUGUACGAGUGACCCUUUUUCGGGACGAAGAGUACACUUUACCCAUUGAAAUUCGAGAAUAUUUUCAAAAUCGAAAGGAUCGACUCGAAUCGCGUUUCCGGUUCCCUUUUGAAGGGAAGUUUGAAGAAUUUUUUGCGGCAGGAAGAAAUCCAGAUGCACUUCAAUCGCGCACGGAAUGGUUAGGAUAUCGUCGAGACUUUCACUUUUAUACUGAUGCUCGAUCUGAUGGUCUUGUGACACGUCAAGAGGAAAUUCAAAAGCGUGUUGUCGAACACUUUGACAAACGUGACGACUUUCUUUGCUUUCGAUCCGUGACACUUGCAUCAGAAAACGAGAAAAUAGAUGCCAGGAAUCCAUACAUUUUGCCAGGCGGUCCUACAGGUGAAAUUGGCAUUAGAAGUAUGAAAGAGAAAUUUGCGCGGAAUAUGAAACUUGUAGCUGAUGAAGAUCAGCGCAAACGUGCGUACAAUGUCCGCGAAGGUUCAAUUCAAGUAUUCUUUCAUUACGCUGAAGGAAAGAUAACCGCCAGCUCGCGUACGUAUCACAAAGCUCCGAAUGUUCCGAUUGAAGUUGUCAUGGCAGAUCCAACCUCAAGAAAGCCAAAACUUUCAGUGCUUGAAGACGAGAUGCGAACAUUUUUGCAGACGGAGAAAGACUGUUACAAUGCCAUUCGCCGUUCUGACAUUGAAACGCAAGAUAUCUUAAAAACUCGAAAACGUGAAGAAAGUGCGAUCGUAUUAGAGACAAAUGUAUUUGAUCAAAACGAGCACGAGGUUCAAGAUCAAGACAAAGAAGAUGUCCAAGAGCUCGAGAUGGUGCAAAAUGAAGUCGAUUACCUUAGUCCAUUCUUGCCAAGCGGGUAUGCUACGGAAAAGAUUUUGACGAAAGAGGAGGCUCAAGCUGUACGCGACCUUUGUCUACGUAAUCUGAAAGAGCGAUUAUUAGAGCGCGCAAAUAUCAUUCAAGGACGACUGAAUAAAGAAAAUUCGCAGCUUGCAAAGCGUCAAGCCGCUUAUCAACGUAGUCAACGGGAGCAUAUCGAGGAUCCAGACGACGAUUUCGAACGCUUUUGCAGUGACACAAUGUUUCGCAUUCAGAUCCUAGAGCAACGGCUAACGAGACAUGAGGAGACGGCACUGCUUAAAUACGCGGAGAUGGACAAACGGUUGAAUAGUGACCCGCGUUUGCGUGUGCUGCAUCGAUAA
This is a messenger RNA of Plasmopara halstedii, 2553 nucleotides long. RefSeq lists its product as uncharacterized. Gene Ontology annotation, biological process: cell motility. The record is from RefSeq and is a predicted model, not a curated record. Gene Ontology annotation, cellular component: motile cilium. NCBI's taxonomy places the organism in Eukaryota, Oomycota, Peronosporomycetes, Peronosporales, Peronosporaceae. The coding region runs from base 1 to 2553 and encodes 850 amino acids. The transcript has 3 exons.